Molecule: messenger RNA, 1388 nt
Organism: Caenorhabditis angaria
Lineage: Eukaryota; Metazoa; Nematoda; Chromadorea; Rhabditida; Rhabditidae
Source: the annotation of a GenBank genome assembly
AUGGGACGAUAUUUGAAUUGCGUUAAGAAAAGAAAAGCGAAUUUGAGAACAUCACAAAUCGAGAAAGCGAAAAACAAAACUAAAGAAGUUGGAUCAGAAAACGGUGCGAUGUAAGUUUUUUGUACUUCUUCUCACUUCCCACGUUGAUUUUGCAGGAACGGCGAGGAAGUUGAAGUCCACGAGGAACUUGUUGAGGAAAAAACAUCAUCCAAAAGAGAGGUAGUAUGAACAUUUUAUUCCUACACUCACCUACAUUUUUCUGCUCAACUAAACCUCCCAUUUUAGCUUAUGGGACAAUUCGCGAAGAAAAAAAAAAUGUCAAAAACGUUUUUCGAAACAAACGCAAAAUACAUUGAAAAUAUCGAAAAACUGAGUUUCGCGACAUUUUGUGAAUUGUAUUUUUUUGUUUCGGAACACGUUUUUUUUUUUCGCGAUGUGUCAAAUUAAAACAAACAAAAUAUCUCAAAUUCGAAUUUUCUCCGCUAGUGCGCUUGAGCGAACUUAUUCAACCGAAAAAUUAUUCAGCUUAAAGGCACACGCAUUUCCUCGUCCGCGAUAUCUUGCAGCGUAGUACUAAUUAUUAUUGCCGCCCUCUUCAUUUCUGUGAUUUUUCUUCGUUCUCAGAAACUAAUUAUUAUUGCCGCCCUAUUCAUUUCUGAGAUUUUUCUUCGUUCUCAGAAACUAAUUAUUAUUGCCGCCCUAUUCAUUUCUGAGAUUUUUCUUCGUUCUCAGAAACUAAUUAUUAUUGCCGCCUUAUUCAUUUCUGAGAUUUUUCUUUGUUCUCACGACAAGUUGGACGAUUAAUCCACACCCGCUCAAACAAUGAAAAAAUUAGCAAAAUGCUGUUCUCAUUGGCGUACCAAUUUUCGAUAACUUACGAGGGAAGUGUGUGACCAGUCCCCGGAGAUUUUCAAAGAGACCUAUGUUUUUUAGGUCAGUUUUUCACGCUGAUAAAGAUAGUGUUUUCAGUUUUUGCUGAACAACUCUCUGAAGAGCCCAAAAAUGAGCCAAAAGUUGAGAAUUUCCUGAAAAUCGCGUUUUUGGGAGCCCAUAACUCAUGUUAGAAAUUAUUUUUAUGGAAAACUGAAUGCAUCACGUUGUUCAGGAGGGUCGAUUUACCAAAGUCACAAGUUUUGACAAAAUUUUCCAAAAAUUUUCAAAUGUGCAAUUCAUGACCUGAGCCUAUUUUCUGAGCCACAAAAUUUUUUUCUGAAAAAGUAUGAACUUACUAAUCAAAAAUUUGUGACUUUGGUAAAUCACAGAUGAAGACACUGUAUUUUUUCCUAAAGAAUCUUGUUUGGACAAAUCCCGGCGACACAUCAAUCCUCGAGAUCUUCGGCUGUAUAAAACUUAUCAAUUCCAGUCGAUUCGGAAGUAAAGAUUAUUGA